AUGGAAGUACAAAAAUCCCGUCAAUGGAUCCUACAAAACAAACCUCAAGGUCUUCCUAUCCUUGACAGGGGACACAAUGGGACCUUUGCACUUGUCACCGCAACUUUACCCCAACUUGGCGAGAACCAAGUCCUCGUGAAACCCGUUUACCUCUCCAACGACCCAGCCCAGCAAGUUUGGAUGUCAAUGUCAACAGCAGACUGCCACCCGGAAAGAGCAUACGCACCUCCCAUCGAAGUAGGGGAUCCAAUUGCUGCUUUUGCAAUUGCGGAGGUUGUCGAGUCACAAUGUGCGAGAUUGUCGCCUGGGAUUCUCGUCUACGGCAGGGUCAGCUGGAGUGAUCUGGCUAUUAUAGACGAGAAGGAUUGUUUUUUCACUCUCGAGAGUCCGACAGAAAAAGGACUUAGUAUCACACAGCGCAUGGGCUCUCUCGGUCUGUCCGGAUUGACUGCUUAUUAUGGCUUGUAUGACAUUGUCAACGCAACAGCAAAUGACUCGAUUGUGAUCAGCGGUGCAGCCGGUGCAGUCGGGAUAAUGGCAGUCCAGAUCGCAAAAAGAAUCAUUGGAUGCAAAUAUGUUAUUGGUAUAGCUGGAACAGACGAGAAAUGCCGCUUUGUGGAAAAGCUCGGCGCAGAUGUAUGCCUAAACUAUCGCAGUUCCUCGUUUGAAGCAGAUCUUCAAGAAGCGACUAAAGACUGUGUUGAUGUAUACUUUGAUAAUGUUGGUGGCCGGAUUCUCGACAUGAUGCUCAAACGCCUCAAGGCUCAGGGCCGUGUGGCCGCUUGUGGAGCAAUUGCCAAUUACAGUAACGAUGACAGUCAACUCGGACUUGCAAAUUAUGUGGACGUUGUGACAAUGCGCCUAAAGAUACUAGGGUUUAACGUAGCAGAUUAUAUACACAAGUCAGCAGAGGUGUCUGAAAUCUUGCUACAGGCUUGGAAAGAAGGCAAGAUUGUGUUGGGUGCUGAGACUGAGACGGUCUUUGAAUCGAGGCUCGAAGAGGUUCCGCAUACUUGGCUGGAGAUUUUCAAGGGAGGGAAUAAGGGCAAGAUGAUUACAAAAGUUAUCUAA
This is a messenger RNA of Talaromyces rugulosus, 1071 nucleotides long. RefSeq lists its product as uncharacterized. Bases 1 to 1071 code for a protein of 356 amino acids. The transcript has 5 exons. NCBI's taxonomy places the organism in Eukaryota, Fungi, Ascomycota, Eurotiomycetes, Eurotiales, Trichocomaceae. The record is from RefSeq and is a predicted model, not a curated record. Gene Ontology annotation, molecular function: oxidoreductase activity, acting on the CH-CH group of donors, NAD or NADP as acceptor.